Messenger RNA from Cooperia oncophora, 348 nucleotides. Lineage: Eukaryota; Metazoa; Nematoda; Chromadorea; Rhabditida; Trichostrongylidae. The record is from the annotation of a GenBank genome assembly.
AUGUCUUCCUAUCUGUUGGCUGUUAUCGUCUCUGAAUUCGAGUACAUGAGGGGUUCACGAAAUCGGUUCCGAAUAUGGUCACGUCCAGAGGCGAAGGAUAUGACACACUACGCUCUAGAUGCUGGAAUCAGAUGCUUGGAAUUCUACGAGAACUUCUUUAAUAUCAAAUUUCCUUUGAAAAAGCAAGAUAUGGUUGCCGUUCCCGAUUUUUCGGCUGGUGCUAUGGAAAACUGGGGUCUCAUCACUUAUAGAGAAACUGCCUUGCUUUACGAUGAACGAUUGUAUGCGCCGCUGAACAAACUUCGAGUGGCUCAUGUGGUUGCUCAUGAACUUGCUCAUCAGGUUUGA